AAGCUCCGCCUCCGAUGCCUCGGUUCAAAUGUCACAUGAUUCCAUCGCUAACUGCCUGCCGAGAAGACUGGGCACAUCUCUGCUUUCCUCACUCGUAGCCAUGCAAAACUGACCACUUUACCAUAUCUACAUCAUCCUCUGACACCAGGAAUGAAGACUUGGGAGUUUAAGUUAACACAAGAGUAGUAUGCUGGACGUGGGAAAGUGGCCGGUGUUUGCCCUCCUGCCCCCUGAGGAACUGCGGCUCAUCCGUCAAGCCUGUGUGUUCGGCAGUGCUGCAAAUGAGGCUAUCUACGUUACCGUCAGUGAUGAGGUAUUUGCACUGGGGACGAACUGCAGUGGCUGCCUAGGGCUUGGGGACACGCAGAGCACCAUUGAGCCCAGGCGAAUAGACAUCUUGUGUGGGAAGAAAAUUGUGUCUUUGAGCUAUGGCACAGGGCCACAUGUAGUCAUCGCCACCGCAGAUGGAGAAGUAUAUUCCUGGGGUCAUAAUGGCUACAGUCAGCUGGGUAACGGCACCACUAACCACGGCCUUACUCCUGCCUUGGUUUCCACCAACCUAAUCGGCAAGAGGGUGACAGAGGUGGCCUGCGGCUCUCACCACACCAUAGCCCUCACCACAGAGGGAGAGGUGUAUGCUUGGGGAUACAACAACUCUGGGCAGGUGGGCUCUGGAUCCACGGCCAACCAGCCCUCCCCACGCAGGGUCAGCAGCUGCCUGCAGAAUAAGGUGGUGGUCAACAUCGCCUGUGGACAGCUCUGCUCUAUGGCCGUCCUGGACAAUGGAGAGACAUACGGCUGGGGUUAUAACUGCAAUGGGCAGCUUGGUUUGGGCAACAAUGGCAACCAGCAAACCCCCUGCCGGAUCGCCGCCUUACAGGGAAUCAACAUCGUACAGGUGGCAUGUGGAUACGCACACACACUGGCUCUUACAGACGAAGGGUUUAUUUACUCUUGGGGUGCAAACUCAUAUGGGCAGCUGGGUACUGGCAACAAAAGCAACCAGGCUGUGCCCACCCUCAUCAAUAUGGAAAAGGAGAGAAUGGUGGAGGUUGCUGCGUGUCACACCAGUCACACAUCAGUGGCGAAAACACAGAGUGGUCAGGUGCUGAUGUGGGGUCAGUGUCGGGGUCAGGCUGUGGCCUACCCUCACCUCACACACUUCACCAGCACUGAUGAUGUUUUCGCCUGCUUCGCCACACCAGCAGUCACCUGGCAUCUCCUGUCUGUUGAUGGAGAUGACUACCUGACUGUUGCCCAGUCGCUAAAGCGAGAGUUCGACAGCCCAGAAAUCUCUGACUUAAAGUUCCUGGUUGAUGGGAAGUGUAUUCAUGUGCACAAAGCCCUUCUUAAAAUCAGGUGUGAGCAUUUCCGAGCAUUGCUGAACGAGACCGAUGAAGAGACCAUAGAGAUUCAUCAGUUCUCUUAUCUGGUGUAUCGCGCAUUUCUGGAGUACCUGUAUACUGAUACCAUCAACCUCCCACCUGAGGAUGCCAUUGGUCUUCUGGAUUUGUCCACGUACUACCGUGAGAGUCGUCUGAAAAGACUUUGCCAGGAGACCAUCAAGAGAGGCAUCACAGAGGAGAAUGCUAUAACACUGUUUUCAGCUGCUGUCAAGUAUGAAGCACGGGAUCUGGAAGAGUUCUGUUUCAAGUUUUGCGUUAACCACCUGACAGCUGUCACUCAGACACAGGCCUUCGCUGACAUGGACCACGAUCUGCUGAAGAACUUCAUCAGCAAAGCCAGCCGCUACGGGGCCUUCAAGAACUAACAGAAAGAUAUAGUCGAAAGAGGUAUUCUGCUUUGGCUCUGCAACAUCUAGGCAAGUUCUCAAAUACCUCAGAUGUGGAGUUAGAGGAGCCAAAUUCCUGUGGUUCGCGUGUGAAGAAGUGGGAAAGGCCACUGCACUGGUUGCCUUCUGGGUCCCAGUGCCUUUAAAUUACAUGACCAUCUGAAGCCCUAUUUAAGCGGAAGAAUUCAAGACUGGAUUCAAAGGGACCAGACAAGUCUGAAAAGAUUGUAUUGAAAUAGCUAAACAAAAAGAAACACCUCUGAGGUGCUUUAUGAGCAAGGGAUUCAUCUGUGCAUAAGCAAAAGGGAAGACCAUCUCAUGUAGGAGAUGGUUGAUGGAGAAAGAGUUGCUUUUCUGUUACUGAACUAUUGUUUUUGGUCAAGACCAUAUUAAUUUGCAAUAUAUUUUAUAUAUAUAACAGAUUGGAAAGUUAGUCAGCCAAACACGUUGUCCAUCUCAUAUACAUCCAUUAUUGUCAUGAUGGCCUUUAUAAAGCAGGCCAACAGCCGAACUUCCUGUGGGGUUUCAAAGAUAAACCUGUGUCAUAGGAUAUUAUGAUUUCAUUUUUUUUUUUUCAUGCAUCAGAAGAAACUUUACACCAUAAUAUGUCAUUAUAGUGGUAUAGCAUUAUUUUUAAAUGUAGCAUUUACAAUUUACAGAUCCAACUAAUGUCAUAUACUUCUGUUAUGUUUGCGCUCUUUCUGUGUAGCAGUAUUAUUUUGAAUUUGUCAGAAAGGUCAAUGUCUGUCAAUGUCAUAUUUUUUUAUAAGCACUAACACGAGUGUUCGGGUGAAUCUCACAAAAACUCUCUGGGGAACAGUCCAGACCAUAUUUCACCCCAUAGUGAAAAGAGAAAAAAUAAAGACAUUUUGCAUAAAGGAAAACCUGGUUGCAGGACAUUUAAAUUUUCCCCAAUUCCCAUUACUGUAAGAAUGUAAUAACAAUAUUAAUAAUAAACAAUGCAUAUAUAUAUAUAUAUAUAUAUACA
Molecule: messenger RNA, 2780 nt
Organism: Sinocyclocheilus grahami
Lineage: Eukaryota; Metazoa; Chordata; Actinopteri; Cypriniformes; Cyprinidae
Product: RCC1 and BTB domain-containing protein 2-like
Exons: 12
Coding region: 188-1771 (527 amino acids)
Molecular function (GO): protein binding
Source: RefSeq, a predicted model, not a curated record